AUGAUUGAUGUUUCGGACAGAAUAUCUGUUCUAGACGGAUUCAUUAUAGACAAAAAAGAAAAGCGAAUAAUAUCCACAAGCUCCGAAGUCAUUACCAAGCUUGGCCAAGCUCUGAAGAAGAAUCUUUCAGCAUGCGAUCUUAAAGAUCUCCACUCUACUUUCAGCACCACAAAUGUCUGCUUCUACGAUCUUUCUGAGCUCAUGCCACAUGUCACAAUGACAGAAGUAUUCAUAAAAAAAAGUAGUGAUGGGCGUUACCAAACCAAGAGCCGUAAAUUUAGCGGCUCCUCCAAGUACCAAGCCACCAUUAUCAGAUUAGCUGGCAAUAAGAACUAUUACUUGAUUCAUCGCAAGAAAAGUGACUCUAGCAUGGCUUACGAUAUCAUGGGAUCCUCCAAGGAUAUCCAGUUUGUUAAGUCCAAUACAGUUUUAAAACUAAGCAUCUGA
Saccharomycopsis crataegensis is the source of this 447-nucleotide messenger RNA. RefSeq lists its product as uncharacterized. The record is from RefSeq and is a predicted model, not a curated record. The coding region runs from base 1 to 447 and encodes 148 amino acids. Lineage: Eukaryota; Fungi; Ascomycota; Saccharomycetes; Ascoideales; Saccharomycopsidaceae. The transcript is spliced from 2 exons.